Limulus polyphemus (Atlantic horseshoe crab) is the source of this 522-nucleotide messenger RNA. RefSeq names its product acanthoscurrin-2-like. NCBI's taxonomy places the organism in Eukaryota, Metazoa, Arthropoda, Merostomata, Xiphosura, Limulidae. The record is from RefSeq and is a predicted model, not a curated record. The transcript has a single exon. The annotation marks the transcript as partial.
CUCCUCACAAUCGUCUAUUUCAUUCUACUUGUCCUGACCGCGCGAGCAGAGGACAAAACUAACGUGGAAACUGAAGAUCUCCAUUCUGCGGCAACUGGUCACGGUGGAGGUGGUUAUGGAGGAGGAUUCGGGGGAGGACUUGGGGGAGGCGGAUUCGGUGGUUUUGGUGGUGGUGGCUUUGAUAAGGGUGGCGGUGGAGCCCAAGUCCUUGCUAUUCCAAUAAGUCUUGCUGGCAUCACUUUAAGAGGUGGAUUUGGUGGCGGAGGAUUUGGAAGAGGUGGUUAUGGUGGCGGAGGAUUUGGAAGAGGUGGUUAUGGUGGCGGAGGAUUUGGAAGAGGUGGUUAUGGUGGUGGAGGAUUUGGAAGAGGUGGUUAUGGUGGUGGAGGUUUUAUAGGAAGCAGUUUAGUAGGUGGAGGCUUUCGAGGAGGAUAUGGCGGAGGCGGAUUUGGAGUAAGAGGUAUUAGACUUGGACUUGGAGGAGGUCUAGGUGGUAGAAGAGGAUACGGUUGGUGGCGAGACUAA